Messenger RNA from Jaminaea rosea, 587 nucleotides. RefSeq lists its product as hypothetical. The record is from RefSeq and is a predicted model, not a curated record. The transcript has a single exon. The coding region runs from base 90 to 422 and encodes 110 amino acids. Lineage: Eukaryota; Fungi; Basidiomycota; Exobasidiomycetes; Microstromatales.
GCAUCUAUCCGCCCUGAGGGUUUGUAUCCGCAUCUCCACCUCCCACCAUCACCAUCCCGAUCCACACGAUCCUCGCCCAUCACCCCAACAUGUCCACCCAGUCGAACAAUGCCGGAGCAGCUGAGCCCUCCUCCCACUUCUUCACCACACGCCCCGCCCUGUCAGCCCUGCUUCGCUCCCUGCACUCCCUCUCCAAGACGCAGGAAGGCGCCGACUACAUCCCUGGCGCGGCCUUCCCUUCGAAUGUGGACAGUCCAAGCGACCUCGCCGUGUUCCAAGACAGACUUGUGGCUCUAGACGAGGAUAAGGCGCAGGCCGUCUACAUGGUUCUGCGAGCGAUGAACGCGCAGCGCAUCUUUGAGGGUGGGUGCGAAUGUGGGACGGAGCUAGGCGCCCGUCGUCCUGUUUUUGCGAGGCGCUGACUUUGUUCAACCCUCUCUCUCGCUCGUUGGCUCUUAACGUCGCGCUCGAAAGCCGGCACCUCGUAUGGCGUCUCUCUCCUCUACCUCCUCGCAGCCAUGCGCGACAACGUAGCGGCCUACGGCGCUGCUCGUUCUCCGCACAGCCCCAAAGUCUGGGGCACCGAG